AGUCCGAUAAACAUCCUAGCGCCGAGCAGAAGCAAUCAGAGGAAGCACCCACCACCUGCAAAGUCCGUCGAAGGAUUUGUUUUUUUUUGUUGUUGUUGUUGUUGUUUUAGUGCUUGCUAGUCUGCUGUUGCGCCGCAAUGGGCAACCAGCUGAGUAUGACUAGCAUCCAGGAUGCGGUCAUGGAUCGCCUCAGGUCGGUGGCCCUAACCACCGACGAGAACGGAGCGAUGCGCAUCCGUUCCUUUUCCGAGGGCGGAGUGGGAGGCACCGCGGGCCACCAUCACCAUCAGCACUGCAGUGGACGCGGUGGGCGCAUACUGCGCGAGAGCAGCAUCGAUGGGGGCGUUGCUGUCUUCGAUGCCCUGCUGCGCGACGAGCACGAGCAUCGUCUCAGCCUGGACGCGAUGCAUCGGGUGCGUCAUGUGCGCACCUCUUGCACGACGAUUCCCGAGGAGGAAAUCCCGCACGAGGAUUUACAUCCACUCCAUCCUUCUACGGCCCAAGCCCCCUCCUCGGAGGAAGUGGCAUUAAAUGAGAGCUAAAUCGCUGGCUCU
This is a messenger RNA of Drosophila miranda, 554 nucleotides long. RefSeq lists its product as uncharacterized. The transcript has 2 exons. The record is from RefSeq and is a predicted model, not a curated record. Lineage: Eukaryota; Metazoa; Arthropoda; Insecta; Diptera; Drosophilidae. Bases 138 to 542 code for a protein of 134 amino acids.